GUUGCUAUGAAUCUUUUUGAUGGCCGAGGUUUUUGUUGUUUGCUUAGGGUCCUCUAGGUGAGGGUUUCUACUGCACUUGAGUACUCUGAAUACUGUUAGGGAUUUAAUGUGCUGGCAAUGACUGCACUUACGACGAGGCAGCCUUUUCUCCUAACCAUUGACUAUGGCUUUUAUUAAUCUUUCUUUCAUUCUUUUAAUUUCCAUUUAUAUCUUCUUAAUGCUGCAUUUGCUUGAGUUGACAAACCGUCUUAUGGAAGUGUAUUUAAAGCAAUCCACAAGGAAUCUGGUCAAGUUGUGGCAAUUAAACAAGUGCCUGUUGAAUCAGAUCUUCAGGAAAUCAUCAAGGAAAUUUCCAUAAUGCAGCAGUGUGACAGCCCGUAUGUUGUAAAGUACUAUGGCAGUUACUUUAAGAACACAGACCUCUGGAUUGUCAUGGAGUACUGUGGAGCUGGAUCUGUCUCAGACAUAAUUAGAUUACGAAAUAAGACAUUAACAGAAGAUGAAAUUGCAACCAUUCUUAAGUCCACAUUGAAAGGGCUAGAAUAUUUGCACUUUAUGAGGAAAAUACACAGAGACAUAAAAGCGGGGAAUAUUCUUCUCAAUACAGAAGGACACGCAAAGCUGGCUGACUUUGGUGUGGCUGGUCAGUUAACAGAUACAAUGGCAAAGCGCAAUACUGUGAUAGGAACUCCAUUCUGGAUGGCUCCGGAGGUCAUACAGGAAAUUGGCUAUAACUGUGUGGCAGAUAUCUGGUCUCUUGGCAUCACUUCUAUAGAAAUGGCCGAAGGGAAACCUCCGUACGCUGAUAUCCAUCCAAUGAGGGCGAUUUUUAUGAUCCCCACAAAUCCACCACCAACAUUCAGGAAACCAGAACUUUGGUCUGAUGAUUUCACCGAUUUUGUGAAAAAGUGCCUGGUGAAGAAUCCUGAGCAGAGAGCUACUGCAACACAGCUUUUACAGCAUCAUUUUAUCAAGAAUGCAAAGCCUGUGUCGAUUUUAAGAGACCUGAUCACAGAAGCUAUGGAGAUCAAAGCGAAGAGACAUGAAGAGCAGCAGCGUGAGCUGGAGGAGGAGGAAGAAAAUUCGGAUGAAGACGAGCUGGAUUCCCACACCAUGGUGAAGACAAGCUCGGGAAGUGUGGGCACGAUGCGGGCCACGAGCACCUUGAGCGAAGGGGCCCAGACCAUGAUUGAACACAACAGCACCAUGCUGGAGUCGGACUUGGGCACGAUGGUUAUCAACAGCGAGGAUGAGGAAGAAGAAGAUGGAACUAUGAAAAGAAAUGCAACUUCGCCACAAGUACAAAGACCAUCUUUCAUGGACUACUUUGAUAAACAGGACUUCAAGAACAAGAGUCACGAAAACUGUAGUCAGAAGAUGCACGAACCCUUCCCUGUAUCCAAAAACGUUUUUCCUGAUAACUGGAAGGUUCCUCAGGAUGGUGACUAUGACUUUUUGAAGAAUCUAAGUUUAGAAGAGCUACAGAUGCGAUUGAAAGCCCUGGACCCCAUGAUGGAACGAGAGAUAGAAGAGCUUCGCCAGAGAUACACGGCGAAAAGACAGCCCAUCCUGGACGCCAUGGACGCCAAGAAAAGAAGGCAGCAGAACUUCUGAGCCCACGCUCCCAUCUCUGCUCCCAGGGCUCAUCUGGAGACCAAGAAACCACUAAGGAUCGAAGGACUUGUGCAUUUGAUGAAUCCCUAAGCUUGGUGUUCUACAGCUGGGCAAAGGUCAGCUAAUCAUGAGUGGUAUGUGCCCAGGUAAACUCCCAGAAGCAGCAUGUACCUCUCUAGCCAGUAGGUUUUCACUUCUAGGUGGGGAAAUCGGCAGAAACCGAUUCUCCUCCCCACCUGUCAGCCGCACAUUGGCCACGAACCAGCAUCAUCAAACAAGGCUUAGAACGCCAAAGCUCUGCUUCCCUUGUGCAGCCCCAAGGGCUACAUAUCAUCGCAUCAAGUAGCCUAUUUAUUGUAUAUUGUAUCCCCUAGGUGAACUUUAUUUAUUGAUGCGAUAGCCACGUCGUCGUGCGUGUGGAAGACACAAUCAGGAGAGCUUUAGUCAAGGUAGGAGCUGGUGAUGUUCAUCUGAAUCCCACUUGAUGCCAGCAGCUCUGGGCACAUGUCUGAUCCCCUAGGACCACUUUCCAGCGGAAGUGAGUCAUUAAUGACGGUAUCACCGGCCAGGACCAGCCUUUUUAUUCUGAAGCAAAAUUCCAUUUCUACUUUUAAAAUUGUGUCGAAUGUUUCCAGUGUUGAUGUUUGGUACAAAUAGAGCCACAGGAGGGGCUUCAGUAAAUUAAUGGAAAAAUAGAAUUAAGCGGUAAUGUUAUUUUUCUGUGAGCUUGUGAAGCCUCUGUGUGUGUGUGUGUGUGUGUGUGUGUGUAGAGUUAUGUAUGUUUAAAACCAAAGAAAUCAAUAGAACCCUUGCACGCACCCCCCCAAAAUGUGGCAAAUCUUUUUAAAUAAAUGAAAUUUUAAGACAAAUGUAGUUUGUCAAUGUUCAUGUUCCACCUGUAGGCCUGAGAGCUAAGCCCUGUCACACCGUAAUAAACUCAGUCAGUUUGUUUCUUGAAAAUGCGUUCUGUUGUCAGAAGCCUUUUAAAAAAAUUUUUAUUUGUCUUUUUGUGGGAAUCAGUAAACAUCUUAGGCCGGAUGAUAAUGAGAUAGCAAAAACAUUAGUACUGAACCGUGCAAGCCUUGGGGACUGAAAGAAAAAUAAAUAAAUGAAACAGUGACAAAGGAGCUCCUUUCUAAGCUGAGCAAGCAUUUGUAUGACUGCUCCGGGACCAGUCGUUUCCUAAGCUGCAUAUGGCCAUCUUGACAGCGUUCGUUCUGUUGUGUGUCUAAUUAGUACAUGUAAAUCACAGAGACAAAUAAACUGCACUGUGCCACCCAA
Echinops telfairi (small Madagascar hedgehog) is the source of this 2895-nucleotide messenger RNA. RefSeq names its product serine/threonine kinase 3 (gene STK3). Gene Ontology annotation, cellular component: cytoplasm. The record is from RefSeq and is a predicted model, not a curated record. NCBI's taxonomy places the organism in Eukaryota, Metazoa, Chordata, Mammalia, Afrosoricida, Tenrecidae. The transcript is spliced from 10 exons. Bases 358 to 1614 code for a protein of 418 amino acids. Gene Ontology annotation, biological process: intracellular signal transduction; protein phosphorylation; regulation of MAPK cascade. Gene Ontology annotation, molecular function: ATP binding; protein serine/threonine kinase activity.